AAUCAAUAACAAGGUGUGGCUUAAUAUAGGUGGUACCUCUGAGUCAGCUAAUAAAUGUACUAUCUAUAAUGUCAGGAUACGAUAAUCUGUCACUAACCCAGGCCAUUAGUACUCUAAUGGGUAGCAUUAACACAGCUACUGCAGCUGUCAGUGGUUCCUUGAAGCAGAGGGUUAAAUAUUCAACAGCAACCUGUCUCGACCCACAAUGUGGCACUGUGCUCUACUUUCCUUCUCACGAAGCCUCAGUUGAGUGUACUGGGUGUGGUCAAAGGCACACCACGUCACUCUUGAAAGAUGUUCAUGAGUUGACAGAGAAAGAAGAAAAGAGUGAGAGGUUUGCUCGGUCUUUCACUGAAAUGAAGUCGUUGUUUGGCGGGAAAAAAACAGCUGAAUUAGUUAAAGUCAAUGGGAUAUCCAACUAUCAGUGUAAGCUGCUGUCUCAUUUACUGACGACACACGGAAAGGACAGGAACGACAGGCCCUGUCUCCUGAAGGACCUUGGUCUUGGUGAGGUGUUUGACUGCUCUAAGCUCGGGAGCAGAGCCUUUGCUAUUGAGGAGUCAAUGCUUGAUAUCAAGGGAUAUGGAGAGGAUAAAUCCGGUUCAUUACGUUACCUGAAGAAGACAUUGGAUGAAUUAUCAACUUUCAAUGGAGGACGGAAAUGUCUAGUACCGAUACAUGCUGAUGGUGAUGGACACUGCCUGGUCCAUGCUAUAUCAAGGUGCCUGGUCGGACGAGAGUUGUUCUGGCAUGCUCUUAGGACCAACAUGCAAAGUCACCUCAAGUCCCAUCAUGACUGGUAUGUUAGUAAGUUGAAGGGUUUUUCUUAUGACGAGGAUUGGGCUGAGAUCAUAUCAGAGGCUGAUCCUGACUAUGAGCCGCCCCCCGGGGUCUCAAUUGGACUCAGAAAUGUUCACAUAUUUGCACUGGCCAACGUCCUCAGACGACCAAUCAUAGUACUGGAUGGAAAUACCGGUAUAGCCAGUGAUUCUGAGUAUUCCUGUAUAUUUUUACCGUCUUUUUAUAAACGAGAGGAGUGUCUUUCUCCGGGUUCAACCCUCCUCAACUCUCCUAUCACUAUUGCCUGGAGUAAUUCAGGCUACAACCACUUUGUCCCACUGGUCCCGAUUAAAGAUAAACCCUUACCAAGACUCCCCUCCCACUUCAGACCUAAUGUGUGGUGUGAACCAGAGGAGACUCUGCUGCAGUAUGUCUCACUGGAAGAUGACGGUUCUAUUGUUCUUGCCCGAGGGAAGCCGCUUCAAGAGGCUUAUAUUCAGAAACUUGUGUCUUGCAUGGACCAGCUGUUCCUUGAGAGGUACUCUGUGAGUCCUUCUCUUGUUGCUGACUUCAAUGAACACGUUUACCGUAAAGCUGGCUAUGUGGGUGUGUCUCUUAAAACAGUUACCAUGGAAACCAAAUUAUCAUCAGAAGAGAAGAGACUCUUUCGUUGUUUAAUGUGCUCAGCAAUAGCCAACAUACCAAGAGAGUUAUUGCGUCCAGAUGGUGCUUUAUAUGAAACAACUUGUAGUGAAUUUUCACUGGAAGACGGAGAGAAAUAUUCUUUUCCUAUUUACAGGAUAACAGCUGAAUACUCUGCCGCGAUUAACGCACUUAUUCCUAUUGAUGUGGAUUGCUUCCAGUGUGGGCAGACUGCUAGGCGGUUGCUAGGUGACGGUACUAUAUUAUUUGAGAAUGGCGACAGGACAGGUAACAGGGCAGACCCAUUAUACAGUCGGUGCUGCGGGUUCAAGCAUUACUGGAAUGGAAAGGAGUAUGAUAACAUGCCCCAACCUAUCAAGAUAUCGCUGACGUGGAAGGGAGUGACCAAGACUGUUAUUGUGUACUGGUUCCAGUAUGAAAAAGACCCCUCGCUGAAUUCAAAUAUUUAUGAAGUUGCAUAUCAAACUGUGGCGGAACAUUUCCCCGGGGAGUUUGGGAGUGAACAGCUGGUCCAACAAGUAGUGGACAUGAUUGUAUUUGCCACUGAGAAGAAAGAGAAAGAGGGAGGGGCUUCAAGUACUGACGCCAUGGAAACAGAACAUGAAUAUAAUGAUUUGUCAAUAGAAGAUGAGAGCCCUAAGAUUACAAAGACCAUAGUCACAGGAAUGAUGAACAGACACACUAAAGUCCUUCAUAAAGAGGAACUCGGAGUGAGUGAGACUGAGAGAAAAAUGAAAAGAAAAGUCGACGCCAAAUUACAACAACUUAUGACAACGACAGCUGCUGCUGCUGCUGCUGGUAAUAAUCCUGACUCAGCAAAACAAGGAGGACGAAAGACCAACCCAUCACCUUCGGCUAAUGAACUAUCAUCAAUCACACCCCCUCAGAAAAUAUCUCCAACUAGUAAACCGCCCACUCAAUUAAUUAAAGACAAGCGAAUAAGAGUCACUUCGUCCGAAGGAAAGAACUCAAAUAUAACUUUAAAAAUGGAGGACACGUUCCAUGACUUCCAGAUUAUGAUUGAGAAAGAACUGGGUAUACCACUCUCACAGCAAAAGCUCCGUUGGGGUUUCCCCCCUAAAGAACUCUUAGCCCCUGAGGACCCGAGGGCCCCCCUACCACUGUCUCAUGGGGAGAGGGUCAGUGUGGAGAGGGUGGGUGGUGCUAAGGGUGGGGCCUCUGAUAUCCCACAAUAUCCUUCCAUACAGCCACCAGAGAGAGAGAAAAAAGGUGAUAUUAAGCAUGAAUCCAGUUCAGCUCUAGUGAAGGAUAUAGACAGUUUUGGUCUGAUAGAGUGCUAUCCUUAUUUAUUCAGAAAAGGAGGACACUGCUACGAAGAACUAAUGAGAGCUAAUGGAGGGAAUAUCAAGGACCACAGUCACGCCCAGUUUGCUGAAAUACCCAGUGUUACAUUUAGAUAUAAUGCGUCGAGUGAAAGUCUGGAGGUGUGUUUGGGUGAUGAUCAUGUCCCAGCUGGUCCUCUCUCAAUGAAGCAAAAGAGACUGGCACUGCUAGCCUCAGCAAAGGAAGCAGAGCAGACUCAGGAACACGGUACAUUGGGUGGGGUCACCGAUCCUAAGUGGCUAGUCAAUCGUUCAAGCUCCUCUGGUGUGAAGGCGUUCACUGGUACAGGACGAACUCUUGGAGGAGAGAGAGAGCUGAGGAGAAAGGAGGACACACCCACUGCUAAACAACAGGAAGAGCAACAGGAAGGGACUCAAUCCUACGUCCAGACAUUAUUGCAGGCGGCAAAGCUGAUAGCUGACACCAGGAUCAACGAAUUGAAAAUAAGAGAAAAACAGCUGCUGCUUGAAAUGCAGUUACUGAAUCAGCAACUGCAACUUAAAUCAAUGGAAAACAAAACUAAUGCUAAAGAUGAAGGCACUUUGAGUUUAGAAACAAGAGUGCUGGAAAUGAGCUCAGAAAUAAAAGAGUUAAGAGACGAAAUUAGAGAUUUAUCCAGUAUCUAAUUAUCAUUGUUAUCAUUGUUAUUAUUGUUAUCAUUGUUAUUAUUGUUAUUAUUAUUGCUGUUGUGAUUUGUCCCUGUUUAAAUAUCAUUGAUUUAUUUUGA
Molecule: messenger RNA, 3514 nt
Organism: Amphimedon queenslandica
Lineage: Eukaryota; Metazoa; Porifera; Demospongiae; Haplosclerida; Niphatidae
Product: deubiquitinating protein VCIP135-like
Exons: 20
Coding region: 69-3413 (1114 amino acids)
Biological process (GO): Golgi reassembly; protein ubiquitination; protein K48-linked deubiquitination
Molecular function (GO): protein binding; cysteine-type deubiquitinase activity
Source: RefSeq, a predicted model, not a curated record